Messenger RNA from Brachypodium distachyon (stiff brome), 1294 nucleotides. RefSeq lists its product as uncharacterized. The coding region runs from base 167 to 1294 and encodes 375 amino acids. Lineage: Eukaryota; Viridiplantae; Streptophyta; Magnoliopsida; Poales; Poaceae. The transcript has 5 exons. The record is from RefSeq and is a predicted model, not a curated record.
CGAUCCCAAUGCAAGGCCAUAAGUCUCCUCCUCAUCAUCGUUGCAUGAAAUUGCAUGCAUUGGGACCAAAUCAAUAUGGGGAACAACUAUAACUAUAGCUGCAGGAUUGCCAACUAAUCCGUAUUAUUUUUUUCCUCACUCUUUCUUUUUUGAUUAAUUGAUCGAGAUGCAAUAUGGACCGGUGGACCACCUUCGCAGACCUGUUUGCUGCCCACAUUCACACAGUAUAUACUCUCUCUGCAUGAACAAGCGCACCGCCAUCUUCAAGACUUUGCUAGCAAGGUAUAAGAAGUUGGAGGCGGAGCAUGAGGCGCUCAAAACUGAGCGCGAGAUCCAGGCCGGGGACAGCGCCCAAGUAGCGGAGCUAUUGAAGCGCGUUGCCGAAGUCCAAGAUGAGAAGACUCGGCAGGCCGAACUGCACCGGGAGGAGGUGACCCGGCUGCAGGCGCAGAUCGCGGCGCAGGCGGAAGCGCACCAAACCGAGGUGAAUCAACUCACCUCGGCCCUCUCUUCCCGAGCUGAUGAGAAGAUUCAGCUGGAAGGCGAGGUGAAGAAGGGCAAAGAGUUAGCUGCCCAGCUCGAGACCCGUGCUACUUCCGCGGAGUUGGAGGACGUCGAGAAGAUCGCAUUGUUCCGGGUUGUUCAGCGUGAACUCAUCAAGAUCGACAACAUGCUAACGAAGUUCUUCCCCACAUCUCUCGAGCAUGCUCAAGAGGCCGUGAAGGUCGCCCGUCAGAAGAGGGAUCCGGCAGCAGCGGCGGGAGAGCCGUUCGAGUACGACUUGGUGGAUUACUUGGUGAGCAUCGCGAGCCGGGUUAGACCGCUCAGGUCGUUCGGCGUCGACCUGCUGAACGCCGUCAUCCGGGCCUUCCGCGUGCUGUGGCCGGGAGAAGAAGCUCCUGCGGAUAUCCUGACUCUGGCAAAACGUUUGCUGGAGACGGAGUCCCGGCUAAGCGACUGGCGGGAGUCGGCUGCGCGCAUCGGCACCGAUGAGGCGUUGUCGUUCGUACUAUUAUGGUACGACGGCAUCAACCUUGACAUGCUACAAUCGAUGCGUGCCGGCUCUCCCUAUCUCACGGACCCGGAGCUGGUGGCGAAGCGCAAGGAGCGGGCCUACUCCUUCAUCCAGUAUGCCGACGUGCAUACGUUUGUGGAGGGCCCAACCUCUGAAGCUAACGCCGAGAUGACCGACGAGGAAGAGGAAGAGGCUGCAGCAGAGGAAGAUGUUGUGGAGUCGGCUUCCACCGGGAAUGCUGCGCCGAGUUCGGGUGCCAACCCCUCCAUCUCCUCUUAG